Molecule: messenger RNA, 693 nt
Organism: Lontra canadensis (Northern American river otter)
Lineage: Eukaryota; Metazoa; Chordata; Mammalia; Carnivora; Mustelidae
Product: olfactory receptor 7A10-like
Exons: 2
Coding region: 109-693 (194 amino acids)
Biological process (GO): G protein-coupled receptor signaling pathway
Cellular component (GO): membrane
Molecular function (GO): olfactory receptor activity; G protein-coupled receptor activity
Source: RefSeq, a predicted model, not a curated record
CAGCAGUUACAUGGAACAAAGGAAUCAAACUGCUGUUUCAGAUUUAUCCUCCUGGGACUUUCAGAAGAGGGAGAACUGCAACCACUGCUCCUGUGGCAGUUCCUGUCCAUGUACCUGCUCACCUUCAGUGGGAACCUGUUCAUCAUCCUGGCCAUUGUCACAGACUCCCACCUCCACACACCCAUGUACUUCUUCCUCUCCAACCUGUCCUUUGUAGACAUCUGUUUCACCUCCACCACCAUCCCCAAGAUGCUGCUGAACCUCCAGACACAGGGCAAAGUGAUCACUUAUGCAGGCUGCCUCAGCCAGAUGUAUUUUUUCUUGCUUUUUGUGGGAUUAGACAACUUUCUCUUGACAGUGAUGGCCUAUGACCAGUUUGCGGCCAUCUGUCACCCACUGCACUACAUGGUUAUCAUGAACCCCAAGUUCUGUGCCAGCCUGCUUAUGGUGUGCUGGGUGUUGAUUGUCUCUUUAUUCUAUGGUACAGGCUUUGGGGUGUAUCUUAGUUCUGCUGCUUCACAAAACUCGAGGACAAUGGCCAUAGCUUCAGUGGUGUACACAGUGGUCACACCCAUGCUGAACCCCUUCAUCUAUGGUCUGAGGAGCAGAGACAUAAAGCUGGCGCUAAGAAAGCUCUUGAGCAGAAAGACAUUCUUUGAUAAAAAGAUCCUUUGUUUCAAGAUAAAGAUGUGA